AAUCAGAAUCCCGGCCAAACAAUUCGUCGCUGGAUUAUUUACUUACAACGAUGAUUUCAACAAGUUCAAGACACAUCUCCGAGACUUCUUGAUUUCUCUGAAAGAAAAUCCGGGUGACAAUGCCGAACUAUAUGCAGAUGAAAGGGAACAGGAAGCGCGAGACGCCAAGGCCGCCGAACGGGACCGUGCAUUGAAAGUUGGAGGGUUGUUGAAGCCGUCUGAAAUGGACCAGGACGAAGAGAUCUGACUGGAAAAAGAACUGCGCGCCGAGGUCUCUGUGUCCUCGAAGGCUGGGAGAGACUCAGAAUCACGCGGUGACAUGUUUGAUGGCUGGUCGUAUUAUGGUUUCUGAUUUCGACCAAAAGCCCAAGGCUCAUACCCAACCAAGACUAAUUCGCUUGUGGGCAAAGUCAUCUUCCCACGAACUCCUACUUCCUCUUCUUCAUGCUCUACGGCGAAUGACUUCUAAUCCAUCUCAUCUCGAGGCUCCCUUGGUGUGGUUGACAUUAGCAAUUUAUCAGUUCUUGUACACAUUUGUUCCGUUCAAGCGGGAGCCCAGACGAAUAUUAUUUCUUGUUAGUGGCUCAAAAGAGGGAGAUUCUUUCCGUGGGUGUAUUUCUAUUCCCAUAGAGGUGCCUUGUCUUCAUGGAUAUUAUAGUACUAUGAUGUGUCUGCAGAGAGAGAAUGCAACAAGAGUCGCAAGUUUGUCAUCUCUCCCAGCAAUCUGGUCUGAGAUUUGUAUUGCAAGGAGGAUGCAUCCGAGUUAAACUUGGUAAAAUAGUGUUGACCACAACCAAUUCGGCAUGGCACGUGAGGCAUGACUAAAUAUUGAAUCAAGGUAGCAGGCAGGCAGGCAAGUUGGCAGCCCGCUG
Aspergillus uvarum CBS 121591 is the source of this 872-nucleotide messenger RNA. RefSeq lists its product as uncharacterized. The transcript has a single exon. Bases 327 to 767 code for a protein of 146 amino acids. Lineage: Eukaryota; Fungi; Ascomycota; Eurotiomycetes; Eurotiales; Aspergillaceae. The record is from RefSeq and is a predicted model, not a curated record.